AUGGAUUUGAUGAGCUUCAUUCUCUUAUGGGCUGGGCUGAUGAAAGUCGCAGAAGCCUCAAUUGCACAGUUCAGCCAGUUGGGAGCCUCAGCCCCUGGAAACAUCAUCAUUGGAGGACUUUUCCCCAUCCAUGAGGCAGUGGUGCCAGUAAACUACACCGGCAACAACAGCAUCUCUGCCCCUGAGCAUCCGGACUGCAUCAGAUUCUACACAAAGGGUCUAAAUCAAGCUCUAGCGAUGAUUAAUGCUGUAGAAAUGGCAAACAAAUCCCCCAUGUUGAGCAGUUUGAACAUUACUCUAGGAUACCGAAUCUACGACACAUGUUCUGAUGUCACGACUGCACUGCGGGCUGUCCAUGAUAUUAUGAGGCCGUUCUCAGACUGUGAAUCACCAGAAGACUCAUCUCAACCCGUCCAGCCAAUAAUGGCAGUAAUUGGGACCACUUCAUCCGAGAUCUCAAUCGCAGUUGCUCGAGAUCUCAACCUUCAGAUGAUACCUCAGAUUAGUUACGCAUCUACAGCCACGAUUUUGAGUGAUAAAAGUCGUUUCCCUGCUUUCAUGAGGACUGUGCCCAGUGAUGAGUAUCAAACCUGUGCCAUGGCCAAACUUCUAAAGUCCAACAAAUGGAGCUGGGUUGGCAUUAUCAUUACAGAUGGAGAUUAUGGACGUUCUGCCUUGGAAGGUUUCAUACAGCACACCGAAACGGAGGGAAUUUGCAUCGCCUUUAAAGCAAUCCUUCCAGACUCACUAGCAGAUCAACAGAAACUAAACACAGACAUCGAAAACACCUUGAACAUCAUUGAAAACAAUCCGAAAGUUAGAGUGGUGAUCUCGUUUGCUAAAUCCUCUCAAAUGCAGUUGCUAUUUAAGGGGCUGCAGAGUAGAAACAUUUCAAAUAACAUGGUGUGGGUUGCCAGUGAUAACUGGUCGACGGCUAAACAUAUUCUGAAUGAUGGUAGCAUCACUGAUAUUGGGAAAGUGCUGGGCUUUACCUUCAAGAGUGGAAAUUUUACAUCUUUUCAUCAGUACCUAAAGAAUCUACAGUUUGAAAGUGAAGAUGAGAUGAACAAUUCAUUCCUGAAGGAAUUUUUAAAACUCAACGCAGGCAAUGCUUCCAAUACCGUGCUGGAGCUGAUGAAAAGCACCAAUUUGGACAAGAUUUUCAGCAUUGAGAUGGCCGUCACUGCUGUUGCUAAUGCUGUGGCUAAACUAUGUGCAGAAAGACAAUGUCAGGACUCUACAGCUCUCCAGCCUUGGGAGCUCCUUAGGCAGUUGCGGAGCAUCACUUUUGAGAAUGGAGGAGAAAUGUACAAAUUUGAUGCGAAUGGUGAUAUUAAUUUGGGUUAUGAUCUCUUCCUGUGGGAAGGAGAUCAAUCUGACGAACAUGCUGAUGACAUAAUAGCAGAAUAUGAUCCAACCAAAGGUGGAUUCCACUACAUACACAAUGAUCUGAGUGAAAUUAAGAAAGUGGUAUCUAGGUGUUCAAACAGCUGUCAGCCAGGCCAGUACAAGAAAACAGCAGAGGGUCAGCACACAUGCUGUUAUGAGUGCCUCACCUGUGUGGAAAACCAUUAUUCCAACAUAACAGAUGCUGAUGAAUGUUCCCCAUGUGACAGUGAGAGCAUGUGGUCAUUGGCCAACAGCACUGAAUGUCAUCCCAAGGUUUUUGAAUACUUUGAUUGGAACAGUGGCUUCGCUAUUGUCCUGCUGAUACUGGCUGCCCUCGGCGUCCUUCUCCUCUUCUUCAUGUCCGCACUAUUCUUCUGGCAAAGACACUCUCCGGUGGUCAAGGCUGCAGGCGGGCCGCUUUGUCAUCUGAUCCUUGUCUCCCUGCUGGGCAGUUUUAUCAGUGUCGUUUUCUUUGUAGGCGAACCGAGCGAUUUGACAUGCAGGGCAAGGCAGGUUAUCUUCGGCUUCAGCUUCACGCUGUGCGUCUCAUGCAUCCUGGUCAAGUCCUUAAAAAUCCUGCUGGCGUUCGAGAUGAACUUUGAGCUGAAGGAGCUUCUCUGUAUGCUCUAUAAGCCAUAUAUGAUUGUCAGCGUCGGCAUGGGGGUACAGAUCAUCAUUUGCACUGUUUGGCUGACCUUGUACAAGCCGUUUAAAGACAAAGAGGUGCAGACCGAAUCCAUUCUACUUGAAUGUAACGAGGGAUUCUAUGUGAUGUUUUGGUUAAUGCUGGGAUAUAUAGCUUUGUUGGCUUUGUUCUGCUUCACGUUUGCAUAUAUAGGCAGAAAACUACCUCAGAAGUACAAUGAAGCCAAGUUCAUCACUUUCAGCAUGGUCAUCUGCCUCAUGGCGUGGAUCAUCUUCAUCCCGAUUCAUGUCACCACCAGUGGCAAAUACGUGCCGGCUGUGGAAAUGGUUGUCAUUCUUAUUUCAAACUAUGGAAUCCUGAGCUGUCACUUUUUGCCCAAAUCUUACAUUAUUCUUUUCAAAAAGGAGCACAAUACUAAAGACGCAUUCAUGAAGAAUGUUUAUGAAUAUGCAAGAAAGAGCGCAGAGAAUAUCAAGGGCUUGACCGGGACUGAGCCGCAAUUUAAACAAGAGAAUUCGGUCUACACAAUAUCCAAUCUGUCAUUCGUGCCUGAAGAGAAACACGAAUAA
Danio rerio (zebrafish) is the source of this 2604-nucleotide messenger RNA. RefSeq names its product G protein-coupled receptor, class C, group 6, member A (gene gprc6a). Gene Ontology annotation, cellular component: plasma membrane; membrane. Gene Ontology annotation, molecular function: G protein-coupled receptor activity. Lineage: Eukaryota; Metazoa; Chordata; Actinopteri; Cypriniformes; Danionidae. The record is from RefSeq and is marked provisional. Gene Ontology annotation, biological process: G protein-coupled receptor signaling pathway.